CCUGUGGAAGCGCCGGUCACAUCUACAACAUCUAUUGUGGAAUGAGUAUUAAGUGAUAUGAUGAUGAUUUAAAGCCGGUAAAAUAUUGGGAAUUUGUAGAAAUGGCGGGAGUUCUGAGAAGCUGUGGACAAAAUGUAACCAGAAAUGACUCUCUAAUUUCCUUCUUGGUUGUUAGUACGAGUGAUUUGUGUGAGAAAGUUUCGGAUGGAUUGCUGCAGAGUGCAAAAGAGAGAGAUCGUCGCGUAGUUGUGCAUCAGUGUGAAUCUAUCAUUCAAGUACUUCGAUUUAAGCCAGACACUAGUAUAGAUUUUAUUAUUUUUGCAUACGACGGACACGUUACUAAUGUUCUAUCAGAGGUGAGUUUGAAUUUUUAUUUACAGUAA
Molecule: messenger RNA, 383 nt
Organism: Leptopilina boulardi
Lineage: Eukaryota; Metazoa; Arthropoda; Insecta; Hymenoptera; Figitidae
Exons: 2
Coding region: 102-383 (93 amino acids)
Source: RefSeq, a predicted model, not a curated record